CCUACGCGCCCGGCCGUUGCCGAUUAGUCACUCGACGGCGUCAACCGGGUUCGCACGUCGUCAUCGUCACGGCGGAAACGCGGACGCAACCGGCCGGUCAAUCGCGCACGGUCGACGAUCACUCGUGCGUUUACUCGUUCUUCGUAUUUGCUGAGAGAUCAGCUCUCGUCGAGUCCGCGCGUCCGUUCGGGUGAAAGCUUUUUGUUGGUCCGUGCACAUCGCGCCUCGCUCCACGUGGCCACCGCCACCGGUGACGGGCGACGAUGGCUCUGCGCGGCCUGUGGGCCCCCCGAUGGAACGCGUCCGCGAUGACGACCACGGCCACUACCAUCACCGCCAUCACCACCGACAACACCGGUACCGUCAUCGGAACGCAGCCGCCGCCGCCGCUGCCGCCGCUCGAGCCGCAGUCAUGCUAGUGGCCACCGUGGUGUCCAUGUGGGCGCUGAGCGCCAUGGCCGUCACCGUGCGGCACGGUCGGUCCCGGUUGGCCAGAUGGGCGCAGCAACAGCACAACGAGUUGCAGCCGCAGCCGCCGUCGUCCACCAAAACGGCCACGGCGGUGGUGGCUAUGGUCGCCGUCACGGCCGGUGACCAUCUCCACGAUCCAGGGGGUGGCUCGCCACGGUCGUCCCCGCCGCCACCGCUGUCGGGAAACGGGCACCAGCAGCACCACCGGGACAAGGCCAAUGUGCUGCUUCGGAUCGUCGAGUCACAACAGCAGCUGGGCGGCAAUUGCACCGCUGGUACCGAUCUGAAUAUGGGCGAAGGAGUCGUGGACAGAUACGCUCAGGAACGGUUCAGAGUGAUGGCCAAUGUGGCCGUGAACCGGGCCAAUAUGCUAACGAGGAUCUGGAAGUACGCGGACCCGAUGGUCACCGCCUCCGAGUACUUGCUGCACGCUGGCGUCAUAUCCAUGGUGGAGUUCGACGACGACAUAUUCGCGGCUGGCAACUGCUACGACCAGAACCAGUACAAGGGGUACUGGCUGUUCUGCCCGUACGCGUACAGGCUGCCCAACGGCGAGGGCAUCCUGGCCAAGGACCUGGCGGUCGAGUACAAAUACCUGUCCAAUACCAGCGAGUGGUUCUACAUCGCCCGGCAAAAGGCGCAGGGCGUGAUCAACAGGAACAACCAGUACAGUCACGCGUUCAACUCUUAUACCUGGAACAAUACGGCCCACACGGAGCGAAUACCGGACAACGUGUUAACCGUAACGUACGAAGAUGGUAAAUGGAGCAAGCCGUAUUACGAUUGUGGUGGUGGAAAUAUCUGGAUGCUCACGUACACUGUACCGUUUUUCGGGUACAAAGAUGGAAAGUACUUUUUCAAAGGGACCAGUGGAAUUGACAUUGAUUUGAGAAGGGUUGACAUUGAUCAAUGUCCAUUGCCGCCAGGAAGUAAUCAUUUCAACAUAUUUGCUUCAUCCGAUAAAUGUAAAAAACGAACUACUUAUUGCGUGGCCGUCUCCGGUUUGGGGUUUCGCAGAGGAAGUUACAAAUGCGUGUGUCGCCGGGGCUAUUACUUUCCCGCCACCAAGUACGUUGGCCAUCCCGGCACGAGGUUUUUCAACGGGACCAUAAUCGAAGAGGAAUACGAAAAACUGAUGUUGGGCAAGCCAAACAACUACAGCCGGCACAGUAUGUUCGAGUGCUUGCGCUGCGCCGAAGGAUGUGACGAAUGCACAGACUCGAGUCCUUGCAUAGCAUCAUUAAACUGGGUACUCCGUACGAUCAUCCUAGUGCUCUCACUGGUCGUUAUCGGAUGCCUCCCACUGGUCGUGUUUUUCACGUGGAAAUACGGACACUUGAAAGUCGUCCGAGCGGCUAGUCCUGCGUUGCUCAGAGUGAUCGCUCUAGGAGCGUUCUUUAUUUAUGCCACAAUGAUUGUAAUGUACCCGAAACCAAAUGUGAUUACUUGUAUUGCUCGUGUUUGGCUUCGGGAAAUCGGAUUCUCGCUCACCUACGGAGCUUUAAUGCUUAAAACGUGGAGAAUAUCGGUAAUAUUCAAAGUUAGAUCAGCCAAGGUCGUGAAAAUCACCGAUAAAGACCUGUUGAAGAGACUCGGACUAAUGAUGGCAGUAGUUGGUUUGAUAAUGUUGAUAAGGACUCUGGUCGAUCCACCGUACGUUAUAGUGGGUAGGACUGCAGACAAUUUAAAAACAGAUCUCUGUCCUACUGGAUGGUGGGAUCGAUUCUUUUCGAUACUGGAAGUAUUAUUUCUUGUUUGGGGUAUUCGUCUAUGCAUUGUUGUGCGGAAAGCUCCGUCAGAAUUCAACGAGAGUCGAUUCAUGUCAAUGGCUAUUUACAAUGAAUUUAUUCUCUCAGUCUUCCUUAAUGUAUCAAUGUUUUUUUUGCAGUCACCGGCCAAUCCUGACUUACAGUAUAUAAUUUUCUUCUGUCAUACACAACUCACAGUCACUACACUGCUGGGAUUUAUAUUCGCUAGUAAGGCAUACUUGGUGAUUAGAGGGGAAGAAUCGAACGAUGAAGAUGGACAGGUAAAAAGCAUCAAAGUGACCGGCGGUAGUAGAAUGUUGAGUAAACAGACGAGAAAUUCAAAUAAAGUUAACUCCACAUUUGGUGGCUUAGAAGAGUCCAGUACCGAUUUCGUACUGACGGAAGCGGACGUGCAAGAAGAAUUCGCUCAACUGUUCAAGCAGUUAGAAGUGCUCAAGGACAAAAACUUGAAACUCGGGAACCGUCAUCUCGUGGAAAAAAUAGCGGCCAUGCAGGAGGUGAGCAAACGCGGAGUGUGGUCGACAAACGUUGACAAGAAGCUGGUGAUCAUCGGCGGCGGUGAUGGCGGUGGUGGUGGUGGUGGUGGAAGUUACCCGUUCGCCAACCACCACCAUGGUUGUAGCCACCCAAUGACUGACAGCCAAAAAUCGUUGGUUGUCAAUCAAAAUGGCAAGAAACCGUUCAUGAAAGAAGUGACGGUGUAAACAUCGAUAUCAUAGUCUUAAAUAUGCCACUUUUUGUACCUUUUUGGUACAUAUUUUACACACACAAACAAACAUUCGCUCAAUGGACGCACCAAAUGUACUCAACGUUUAACGUCAAUGCGUUUAAAUCUGGUUUGAAACCGGAUAUAUUAUAAGUGUAAAAUAAUAUUAUAUAAAGAUGUCUACUCGUAUUGUGCAAUUAUUAUUUACUUGAUAUUAAUUUUAUUUCGUCAAAUUAUACUCCCGAAAUAACGAUGA
Molecule: messenger RNA, 3202 nt
Organism: Sipha flava (yellow sugarcane aphid)
Lineage: Eukaryota; Metazoa; Arthropoda; Insecta; Hemiptera; Aphididae
Product: probable G-protein coupled receptor CG31760
Exons: 13
Coding region: 293-2944 (883 amino acids)
Biological process (GO): G protein-coupled receptor signaling pathway
Cellular component (GO): membrane
Molecular function (GO): G protein-coupled receptor activity
Source: RefSeq, a predicted model, not a curated record